CAGUAAUAGUGACGUUAUUUAUGUGUAAAGUGAAUAAAGCGCUUCAAGUGAUGGCAGUUAUCAACGUUUCGGCCAUUUUUGACGGCAAGUGUUGACAACGUAUUGAUUGGUUUUUGGCCACAUUUUGAUGACAAUUACCGCUAAUUACAGUGUUUUAGAUAAAUUCAAACGCCGAAUGGAAAGCCAUCCUCAGCACCAGUCGUCUGGUGAGACCAUCUAUAUUCAGGUCCAAUCAACCAAUGACUUCGACACACAAAACACCGAUUUAGAGACUGCUGUCCAACAAUUGCAACAACAGGUACACGAAGAACAACAACAGAGGGUUCAAUUGGAACAGGAAUUACAAGUCUUAAGAGAGAAGAAUACAGAAUUGGAAAAUAAGUUAAGACAACAACAGACGUUAAGUAGUCAGGCAAAGGGUCUCCACGAAAAUCAACUCAAAAGACUAAAGCAAGAGUUGGUUAAGGGUGAUGUCACCGAACAGGGAACCACUCGUAAACGGACCAUCACUAAGAUCUCAGAGCCGGCCCAUACUUGCGAUGAAUGUGCGUUUGAUACCAAAUCUGAAGUGUCUAUUAUCUUGCAUAAGAUGAAUCACGGCAUCACUCAGAAGCAGUUUGUUUUGUCGACGACUUGUUUUACAACAAGAAAUACAAACUCUAAGAACACAUAUUCGUGUCCGGCUUGUGAUGACGCGCCACGACUUACUCGUCAUGAAGUGUAUCGACAUAUUUACGAAAUACAUACAAAUGAAAAGCCGCAGAAGUGUCCAAAUUGUGAGUAUAGCUUCACUCACGCCGACUAUCUUUCGGAGCAUCAGAAGGAAAAACAUGCGGACGAACUGUUGGCUUCAAACAACAAGAAACCAAGAAUGACGACAAUUACACCAAACGCUAACCGGUCAGCUGUAGUGGUGGUGUCAUCAAGUAAUGGGGCCAUGAAUACAGAGACUGCUUUAGCGGUCUCCUCUAUUACUGGUAUUAAAACAGAAACGGGUGCCGAUAUGAUUGGUACUCCAUAUACACCAGUUAGGGGACGCCGACCCAUAAUCACACCACAGAAUAUUGAGUUCAAGUGUACGUUUCCCGACUGCGGAUUUGUGACCAAUUCACAAGAAAAGCUUGAUUUUCACGUCAAGGCUCACACCAACACUAAAUACAAGUGUCCGUACUGUCCAUAUGUAAGCAACACUAUUGUGGAUAUUAAACGUCAUAUUCAGAAGAGUAAGAAACAUGAGGGACAAAAAGUGUAUGCCUGUCAACAGUGCGGGUACGGCAGUGAUUGUGACCGCACUUUUAAAGACCAUUUGCGAAACUAUCACUUCGGGUUAGAGGCGCCCGAAAAUAUGAUGGACUACUUUAUUGAAGAAAUGUUUAGUAAUAAAAACAAAAGACAACAGGCAGAAGCUUAACAAUACAUUUGACAUAUAUUUAUCAUAUAUUUACAUCACAUAAAUAUAUUAAUCAAUCAUCUAA
This is a messenger RNA of Oppia nitens, 1475 nucleotides long. RefSeq names its product zinc finger protein 407-like. The transcript has 4 exons. The coding region runs from base 128 to 1411 and encodes 427 amino acids. Gene Ontology annotation, biological process: regulation of transcription by RNA polymerase II. Gene Ontology annotation, molecular function: chromatin insulator sequence binding. The record is from RefSeq and is a predicted model, not a curated record. Lineage: Eukaryota; Metazoa; Arthropoda; Arachnida; Sarcoptiformes; Oppiidae. Gene Ontology annotation, cellular component: chromosome.